Tachyglossus aculeatus (Australian echidna) is the source of this 2281-nucleotide messenger RNA. RefSeq names its product immunoglobulin superfamily member 8 (gene IGSF8). The transcript is spliced from 7 exons. The record is from RefSeq and is a predicted model, not a curated record. Lineage: Eukaryota; Metazoa; Chordata; Mammalia; Monotremata; Tachyglossidae. The coding region runs from base 116 to 2038 and encodes 640 amino acids.
CCGGAGGAGAAGCGGGAGGAGCCGGAGCCAGUGGCGGAGGAGGGAAAAGCGAAAGGAAACAGGGGCCGGGGCCGCCCUGUUCCCUGCUCCCCGUUCCCCGCAUCCUAGGGCCAGGAUGGAAGCCCCCAACCCUGCCUUUCCGAGGAGGAGGCGGCCGCUGCUCCUCCUUCUCCUCCUUCUCCAGCUGCUGCUGCUCGGGCGGCAGGCGGUGGCGCGGGAGGUGCUAGUGCCCCGUGGGCCGCUGUAUCGGGUGGAGGGCACGGCGGUGACUGUGGGCUGCAGCGUCCGAGGCUUCGAGGGCCCCGCGCAACAGGACUUCGAGUGGUUCUUGUACCGGCCUGAGGCACCGGACACGGCCCUGGGUGUGGUCAGCACCCGCGACCCCCGUUUCCCCUACGCCCUGUUUGCUGCCCGCGUGGCAGCCGGAGAGGUCACCGUGCGCCGGCUCCGGGGCGACGCCGCCCAGCUCAGCAUCGGGCGCCUCAGGGCCCAGGACGCCGGGGUCUACGAGUGCUACACGCCGUCCACCGACGCCGCCUACCUGGGCAGCUACAGCGGCAAGGUGGAGCUCAGAGUCCUUCCGGACCUGCUGCAGGUGUCAGCUGACCCUGGGCCGGGUCCGUCCUGGCCCCGUGGCCGCCAGAGCCCGGCGAUGCCCCCGCCGCUUACGGUGCCCGAGGGGCAGGAGCUGGUCCUGGGCUGCGCGGCAAAGGCUGGGGGCGGCUUGGGGCCGGGGCCAGGAGUGGGGGCUCAGCACACCCACCUGUCCGUGUCCUUUGGACGGACGCCACCCGGGGAGCCGGUGGGUCCGGGUCCAGGUGAGAAGGUGGCGGGGCUGCAGGCUGACCUGUCGGUGGAGGCCGGGCCGGCCUACGGUGCGCGGCUGGCGGCGGGUGAGCUGCAGCUGGGCCGGGCGAGUGGAGGGGGCUAUCGCCUGGCACUGGGGCGCGCCCGCCCAGCCGACGCGGGCACCUACCACUGCACCGCUGCCCAGUGGAUCCAGGACCCUGGCGGCGGCGGAAACUGGACCCGCAUCGCCGAGAAGCGGGCCGUGCUGGCCCACGUCGAGGUGCCCGCCCUGGCGACGCAGCUGUCGCUGACCGUGGGUCCCGGGGAGAAGCGACUGGCGGCAGGGGAAGCCCUGGAGCUGAACUGUAACCUGUCCGCGGCCCAGGCCCCGCUGCCUCCCGGCCCAAAUGUUGCCUUGUCGGUGGGCUGGGAGAUGGCCCCCGCCGGGGCUCCGGGGCCCGGCCACCUGGUGACGCAGCUGGACACGGACGGCGUGGUGAGCCCGGGCCCCGGCUACAGCGGCCGGCGAGGGGGGCUGGAUAAGGUGGCGGUCGGAGCCUACCGCCUGCGGCUGGAGGCCGCCCGGCCCGGGGAUGCGGGUGUCUACCGCUGCCUGGCGCGGGCCUACGUGCGGGAGCCCGGAGGGAGGCUCCGCCAGGCGGCCGAGGCCCGCUCCGCCCCUCUGCCCGUCCAUGUGCGAGAGGAAGGUGUGGUACUGGAGGUGGUGGCGUGGCUGGCAGGGGGCGCGGUGUAUCGGGGGGAGGUGGCCCCCCUGCUGUGUAAUGUGACGACUUCGGGGGGUCCCCCGGGCCUGCGGCUGGCCCUCAGCUGGUGGGCAGAGCGGCCGCGGGCUCGAGACGACAGGCUGGGCCCGGAGCUGGAGCCGGCGCGGCUGGUGGGCGGGCUGGACCGGGACGGUGUGGUGGAGCUGGGGGUCCGGCCGUCGGGCGGGGCGGUCAGCGUGGAGCGGCUGGGCCCCCGCACCCACCGCCUGCGCUUGCACGAGCUGAGGCCCGAAGACGAGGGCAUCUAUCACUGCUCCGCCGCCGCCUGGGCUCAGCUCCCCGACCGCAGCUGGUACCAGGCUGGGACCGCUCGCUCCGGACCCGUCACCGUCUAUCCCUACACCCGCCCCCUGGACACCCUGUUUGUUCCAUUGCUGGUGGGCACAGCCGCGGCCCUGGUCACGGGGGGCACUGUCCUUGGCUCCAUCACCUGCUGCUUCCUGAAGCGUCUGCGCAAACGCUGACCGACCUCUGCCGAGACCCCCUCCCAGCCUGCAGGGACCACUUCCACUUGCCAGAACAGAAGAGACCCGCACGUGGCCUGCCCUCACUCCCCUUUCCCCCCUUCCUAUUUAUUUGAUGCCUCUUGACUGAGCCAGCCCCCCUACUGCCCUCCCCCAGACCCUCUCCACCCCCUGGACAAGGGGUGAACUCCCUACCCCAUAGGAUUGUUUUUUCUAAAACGUAAAUAAAUUUGUUUUUUAGAA